Messenger RNA from Lucilia sericata (common green bottle fly), 2939 nucleotides. RefSeq names its product ATP-dependent DNA helicase DDX11. The record is from RefSeq and is a predicted model, not a curated record. Lineage: Eukaryota; Metazoa; Arthropoda; Insecta; Diptera; Calliphoridae. Gene Ontology annotation, biological process: nucleobase-containing compound metabolic process; establishment of sister chromatid cohesion. The coding region runs from base 147 to 2843 and encodes 898 amino acids. Gene Ontology annotation, cellular component: nucleus. The transcript has 3 exons. Gene Ontology annotation, molecular function: ATP binding; DNA binding; DNA helicase activity.
UUAUACAUAUUUUUUGUUGCUCAAGAUCAAUUUGAUUUCUUUUUUACUUGUUUUUUAAUUAAAAUGUUUUAAUUUAAAAAUAUCCAUCAAAUUAUGUUAAAAUAGUUCCUGAAAACCCUUAUUAGUAUUAAUUAAACCUCAUCAAGAUGUAUUCACCUAAAACAGUAUUAACCUGUCCCACGGAUUUCAACUUUCCCUUUGCUCCUUAUACUAUACAACAAGAAUUGAUGCAGGAAUUGUAUAAAGUAUUGGAAAAUAAAGAAAUUGGUAUAUUUGAAAGUCCUACAGGUACGGGCAAGUCCUUAACACUUACAUGUGCAGCUCUUAAAUGGUUGGAGGAUCAUGAGCAGUUGGUAAGAAAAGAACUUUUGCAACGUUUGUCUGAAGUACAAAAGGAAGUAUUAAAAUUAGAAAAGGAAUCUCAAGAAGUAACGGAUUGGCUAUCGAUGCAUUCCAAAACAUCACAGCAACGUCAGGAACUAUUAGAAUUAAAGGAUAUGCAGAAGCUAUUGGAUGAGUAUGAGGAGAAAUUGAAUGAAAUUAAAAGUAAACAAAAAGUAUUGAAACAAAAGCGUACCAAAAGCAUUACACUAAACAAACAAAAGGAAUCUGAAGCCGCAGAUGUAGCGGAGGAAGUCAAUAUUUUACUAGAUGAUUCGUUUACCGCAGAUAAUGACGAACAUUUGUUCCCCAACGAAAAACGUGAAAAGUAUCGUGAUGUACAAAUCUUUUUCUGCAGUCGUACUCAUACCCAAUUGGCCCAGGUGGUAAGGGAAAUAAAACGUACAAAAUAUGGUGAACGCGUACGUUGUGUUUCAUUGGCUUCUCGUCAACAGUUGUGUAUACACAAACAAUUGCGCAAACUAAAUAAUACCGCCCUAAUUAAUGAGAAAUGUUUGGACAUGGCCAAAGAGUCCAAAACAAAUGCCAAAACCACUGCCUGUCAUACGGAUGGUUGUGUACAGAAAAAAGCUCGCAUAACUCAAUCAAAAGCUGGACUAAAUGCAAUAACAAAAUGUGAAUUUAAAACUCCAGCUUUAGUACAGGAUUUAACUGAUCUAUCCUUAGGGGAUAUUUUAGAUAUAGAGGAUCUAGUUACUGAGGGAGAACAGCUACAGGCUUGUCCUUAUUAUGCCGCCAGAAAUGCCACACAAUUGGCUCAAAUAAUUAUGCUGCCUUAUCAACUAUUACUGCAUCAACGCACUCGUCAACAAAGUGGCAUUGAUCUUAAGGGUUCCAUAGUGAUAAUAGAUGAAGCUCACAAUCUCUUGGACACUAUAUCACAAAUGCACAGCUGUGAACUGAGUUUACAGCAAUUACAAACUGCCCAUCAACAGAUAUUAGCCUAUAAAAUGAAGUAUGCCUCGCGUUUUAAUUCCUCCAAUUUGCUGUCUAUAAAUCAAUUGUUGUUUGUCAUAAAAAGAUUGAUAAAACUUCUCAAAUCUCCUAGUUGCAAAGAUAGCUCUAACUCCUUUCGCAUGCUUUGCACCUAUGAACUAAUGUCUGAGGGAGACUUCUUUAACAUAGAUCUUUAUCAACUGCUGCAAUUUUGUGAAAAUUCACGUUUUGCUCAAAAACUGCAGGGUUUUGCUAAACGUUUGGCUGCCCAACCAAAUCCUAAUGAAAAUCAACCUCCUCCGAGUGGCAAAUCAGCAGCUAUAGGUCUUUUACAACGUCUACAAAAAGAUCAUACGGAAAAACAGCAGAAAACUUCAAAAAAUAAACUGGAAGAGUUGGACACAAAUACGGAGCAACAUCCUAUGGUAAAGGAUAAAAAUGUUUACCCCAUAACCUCACCUAUUCGACCACUAUUAGCAUUUUUGGAGUCUUUGUGUGAAAAAUCAGAUGAUGGUAGAAUCUUAAUAAAUAUUGCUGAUGAAUCUGUUAAAAAUUUUGAAUCUCAAACAAGUUUUAAAUAUAUUCUGCUAAAUCCAGGUGGCCACUUUCAGGAUAUUGUUAAGGAAGCAAGAGCGAUCAUAGUUGCUGGUGGCACUAUGCAACCCACAGCCGAAUUAACUGAACAACUUUUUAACUCUUGCCCUGAACGUGUACAGUUACGUUUUUAUGAUCACGUUGUGCCCGAUGAUGCCGUUCUACCAUUUGUGGUAACAAAAGGACCCAGAGGUAAAAACUUGUGCUUUAACUAUGCCCAGCGAUCAUCUAAUGAAAUGCUUUCCGAUUUAUGCACAGUUCUUGAAAAUCUGUGCAAUGUAGUACCAGCUGGCUUGGUAUGUUUUCUACCCUCAUAUGAUUAUUUGGAUAUAGUUUACGGUCAGCUACAAAAGUCGGGUGUAUUACAAAGAAUUUCCAAUAAGAAACGUGUCUUUAGAGAACCCAGAAACAUCACGAGCAAUGAUAGUGGUUCUGGAAGUAGUACGGCCACUGGCCAAACGGUAGAGCAACUAUUAAACGAUUACGCUAAAGCUAUCAAGCACAAUCAAGGAGGUGCUUUACUGCUAAGUGUAGUGGGAGCCAAACUAAGUGAGGGCCUCAACUUUGCCGAUGAUCUGGGGCGUGGCGUUAUAGUUGUAGGCAUGCCAUAUCCUAAUCGUAAUUCUCCUGAGUUACAAGAACGCAUGUCCUAUUUAGACACUACUUUGGGUCCGGGUUCCGGUUCAGAAUAUUAUGAGAAUCUUUGUAUGAAAGCGGUUAAUCAAUGUAUUGGUCGUUCGGUACGUCAUAUACGUGAUUAUGCUUGUGUUUACUUGUUAGAUGAACGUUAUGCUCGUGAGAAUAUUCAGCGUAAAUUGCCGCAAUGGAUAUCGAGACAUUUAAAAGUUGCCACCACAUAUGGUCAAGUCCAGGGAGGCACAGCAAAAUUUUUUAAGCAAAAGAAGGUGUGAAUGUAUUAAUUUUUUAUCACGUUUUUUAUUUUUAUACCCUCCACCACCAUCAGUGGUGAUAGAGGGUAUAUAUAACUUUGUCAUUCCGUGUGUAAC